This is a messenger RNA of Fulvia fulva, 1584 nucleotides long. RefSeq lists its product as uncharacterized. NCBI's taxonomy places the organism in Eukaryota, Fungi, Ascomycota, Dothideomycetes, Mycosphaerellales, Mycosphaerellaceae. Bases 1 to 1584 code for a protein of 527 amino acids. Gene Ontology annotation, cellular component: membrane. The transcript has 3 exons. Gene Ontology annotation, biological process: transmembrane transport. The record is from RefSeq and is a predicted model, not a curated record. Gene Ontology annotation, molecular function: transmembrane transporter activity.
AUGGGUAGACUGACUCUGAACAACCUCUCGACCGUGCCCUGGGACAUGGGCAAUGGCCCUGAACCGAACAGCAAGGCGAAGACCCACGAGCAGUCCUACGAUGAUAAGAAGGCGCAUACUUUCGACCAAGACCUCGCUCCAACACCGCCAAGAUCUGGCGACGAAGCGGACAUAGCAGACGCCCAUGGCAUAAACGAGUCGAAGCUGCUGCGCAAACUUGAUCGCCAUCUGCUUCCAGGAGUAUGCGUACUCUACCUGCUGUCUUUCUUGGACCGAUCCAAUGUCGCGAACGCACGGCUGGAAGGCCUGACCACUGAUCUGGGCAUGACCGGCAACCAGUACCUGACGGGUCUGACCGUCUUCUUCAUUGGUUACAUCAUGUUUGAGGUCCUCUGGAACAUCAUCUUGAAGCGGAUUGGGCCCAAGAUCUGGUUUCCUGUCAUCACUGUGGCUUUUGGCAUAGUCUCGACACUUCAGGGUGUCGUCCAAAAUAACGGGGGAAGCACUGGUAUUGCAGGCUUCUUCGUGGUCAGAUUCAUGCUUGGAGUAACAGAAGGCGGCCUGUUUCCUGGCGUGGUGUUCUACCUGUCGAUGUGGUACAAGCGCAGUGAGAGGCAGUUCCGUGUCGCUCUCUUUUUCGCUAUGGCGUCUUUGGCCGGCGCAUUUGGCGGUAUUCUGGCCUACGGUAUCAGCUUCAUGCGCGGUGUCGGUGGAUAUAGCGGCUGGCGCUGGAUCUUCAUCCUCGAAGGACUUCUAACACUAGUCAUCGGCGUCGCAGCAUACUGGUUCACCGCCGACUGGCCUCAAAAGGCCAAGUUCGUCAGCGAGAACGAGCGAGCCUUUGUCAGUGCACGCCUCGCCGCCGACAGUGAUGCCACCAACGACGAGGCUUUCAGCUGGGCCAACGUCGUGGUCGCGUUGAAGGAUCCGAAGGUGUGGCUGUACUGCGCUGUCUUUCACACGCUCAGUCUCCCGCUGUACACAUUAUCCCUGUUCUUGCCUAGCAUCAUCAAAGCGCUCGGCUACGCCACUUGGGAAGCCCAGCUCCUCACAGUUCCGCCAUACGCGCUCGCCUGCAUACUGACUAUUGCAUACGCCAUCGUGUCGGAGCGCGUGGGAACUCGCUCGCCCUUCAUCAUCGCCUCCACGACCACAGCCAUUAUUGGGUACUGCAUGCUCCUUGGAAACACGAAUCCAACAGGACGACCUGGUCUCUCCUACGCAGGAGUAUUCCUCGCCGCAGCAGGAAUCUACCCAUCAGUCGCAAUCGGUCUCAGCUGGCCUGCCAUUAAUGUUAGCGGUCAGACGAAACGAGCUGUUGCCAAUGGAUUACAGAUCACGAUUGGGAAUUUGGGUGCUGUCAUCGGCACGCAGUUGUAUCGCUCGGAUGAUGGUCCGAGAUAUAUCGUUGGGCACAGUGUUGCGCUGGCCUACCUAGUCUUAAAUAUCGUGGUUGUCGGCACUCUCUGGUGGCUGCUUGGAAGUAUCAAUCGCAAGCGAGAUGUAGCCAAGAGUGAGACGGACUCACAGGAUUCCGGAGAGUGGCGUGGUGAUGAUGAUCCACGAUGGAGAUUUCGACUGUAG